Molecule: messenger RNA, 6178 nt
Organism: Gorilla gorilla gorilla (western lowland gorilla)
Lineage: Eukaryota; Metazoa; Chordata; Mammalia; Primates; Hominidae
Exons: 2
Coding region: 2272-3183 (303 amino acids)
Source: RefSeq, a predicted model, not a curated record
GGUUAUGAAGACUGAGAAAUGCGAGUUCCGUGAAACGCUCACCGCUUGCCCCGCCCAGUGCCUCGGAGACCGCCCCACGGCCCCGCCCCACGCAGCGGGGGCAUCGCAGGUUCCCGCCCGUCCUGGAGGAGGGGAGCGGCGCUGCUCGCAGGUCUGGCUGGCCGUCCUCCCUGCCGUGCUCCCAGGUCAGUCACCCCCGUCGCCCAUCCUUCCCGGCCUGGCCUCUCUGCUUCCAGGAGCUGAUCCCGAGGGCGCGCUCAGGGGCACGCGCGGAAGCUGGGCCGAAGGGGGCUGCGGGCGCCGCCGCGUAAACGUGAGGCUGGGGGUUGAUGCCGGCGAGGAGAAGGCGGCGCGGCCCGGGUGCUGGGCACCCCCCUGGGGCCCACGUGAACCGCGCGCCAACGCCGCCUUGGCCCCGUACAGCCGCCCGCGGAAAUCCAAAUCCCUCGUCUCCACCCGCACCGCAUCUCCGGCGGCCUGAUCUGCCUUCCCCAGGCCUCCGUCCUGGUCCGAGGCGCGGCCCCUGCCCGGCUCCCCCGACAGCGAGCCCCAGGCUUCCUCGCCAGCUCUUGGCGGUCCUGGGCUUCUGCCGCCUUCCCCGCCUCCGCUUGGGGCCCCUCUGUCCCCUGCGCCCCUCAGAGCUCCAGACCUCGCGCGGAUCCUCCUGGGGCCGGUCCUGAGAGCAGAGCCCCCCGCUGCAGCUCCUGGCCUCUCCGUAACCCCGACGGUUACUUGUAGGCAAACAGGACCCCCGUUUUGCCCAUGGGAAGACGGGGUUGGUGAGGGCCAAAGACGCCCAGGGCGAGGCAACCCCGUGCGCUCAGCUCCGAGCAGGCCGUUCUUCAGGACGCCCUACAGCUGAGGGGACCGUCUCCCGGGAGCGCUGUGAGCUGUGGACACCACGCGGUGGUGAAGAGUGACCCCCCCCCCCGGGGCGGCCGCGCUGCCUGAACCUGCCUCAGCCCGCGAGGGGAGACGGGCCGUGGGGGCAGGCGGGAGAGGGAGGCCCCGGGAGGAGGCGAGCGGGGCUGAGAGGACGCGCGGGAGGGGCUCUGGAGAGGCCGCAGGAGGCGCGUUCGGGAGGGACGACCUUUGCUGGGAGGACGAGGCCUCAGGUGGACGCUGUUGGCCGGUGGGCAGGAGCCCGAGUUCUGCAGGAGCGGCCUAAAUUGGUUACUGAGCGCGGAAGAAGGGACGGAAAGUGAGCGCUCCUGGGCCACGUGGGGCCGAGAGAAAGGCCACCGCCUGUUUUCUUUAAAAUCAGUGUCACACAUGGACGCCCCUAGAGAACUGGUCUGGUUUGGAAGAAGGCUGAGGAUGCAGGCGGGGACACCAAAGAAUCGGGCUCCAGGAGGUGGGAACUCAUGGACUCCGAGUCCUCACAGGAGGUGCCCUGGGCGGCAGGAGUGGGAGGGGAGGCCCAUGUCCCUGCAGUCCCCGACACCCACGACCCCCGGGACACCCACACCCCCGGGACACCCACGCCCCCCAGACACCCACGCCCCCCAGACACCCACGCCCCUGGGACACUCACACUUCUGGUAUACCCUCGCCUCCGGAACACCCACACCCCCGGGACACCCACGCCCCCCAGACACCCACGCCCCUGGGACACUCACACUUCUGGUAUACCCUCGCCUCCGGAACACCCACACUCCCGGGACACCCACGCCCCCGGGACACCCACACUUCUAGGACACCCACACCCUUGGAGGCUGGUGUGAGCAGAGCCGGUGACCGCCCUGGGAUGAAAGCAGAUUUGCAUCAGAAAAGCUCUCAAGAACUGAGGAAAACCUGAUGAAGAACACACGAUUAUCUGGAAGGAACAGAAUGGAGCAAAGAAGAUAAAAUCGCCUGCACCCCAGUCCCAGGGAAGGCCAAGCUGGAGCGGUCACUUCCUCUCGAGCAGGGAACACCCUCCUUGGGGGGCACUGCGGUAGCCACCCCGCGGGCUGGCUCUUUGCCAUGGGAGGUGAAGGAGGUGAUGUUGGCCCCCACUGGGCCCCGGGACAAAACCAGUGGCAGUCCCUGCUCACCUCUAUGAGGCCCCGGCUUCCACGGCAUGUCCCGUGUUUUCUCCUCCUGAGGCCUCAGCGACCCCACCUGGGGCAGGAAGGUGGCCGGGGUCAUGAGGCCAUGCUGUGAGCUAGGGCUGCAGCCCCACAUCCCAGGCACUGUCCCUCACAGCCCACCCCCCCACUCGCCAUCCCCACACGCCAUCCCCACGCCCCACUAGCCAUCCUCACGCCACACCCCCUACUCGCCAUCCCCAUGCCCCACUCACCAUUCCCAGGCCCCACCCCCACUUGCCAUCCCCACCCCCCACUCCCCAUCCCCAUGCCACACCUUCCAUCCCCAUGCCACACCCCCCACGCCAUCCCCUCACCCCAUCCCCACACCCCACACACCCUUUCCAUGCCCCAUCCCCCACACUCCACACGCCCCAUCCCCCACACCUCCAUGCCCCAUCCCCCACACCCCACACGCCCCAUCCCCCACACCCCACACGCCCCAUCCCCCACACCCCACACGCCCCAUCCCCCACACCCCACACGCCCCAUCCCACACGCCCCAUCCCCCACACCCCACACGCCCCAUCCCCCACACCCCACACGCCCCAUUCCCCACACCCCACACGCCCCAUCCCCCACACCCACACGCCCUAUUCCCCACACCCCACACGCCCCAUCCCCCACACCCCACACGCCCCAUCCCCCACACCCCACACGCCCCAUCCCCCACACCCCACACGCCCCAUCCCCCACACCCCACACACCCCAUCCCCCACACCUCCAUGCCCCAUCGCCUGCACCCCACAUGCCGUUUCCCACGUCCCAUCCCCCACACCCCACACAUUUUCCCACACCUCACCCCCACACCCCAUGCCCCAUCCCUCAUCCCCCACAUGCUGUUUCCCAGGCCCCACCCCCCCAUGGCCCAUCCCCCACACCCCACACGCCAUCCCCACCCCCCAUCCUCCACACCCCAUCUCCUAUGCCCCACAUGCUGUUUCCCACACCCCAUCCCCCACGCACCGUCCCCUACCUGUGCUCCCCAGCCUGGGAGCACCCUGUGCGCACUUCCCACACUCUGAGAGGCCCCAGACUCCCUGGGCUUGUCCGACCUCACAGGCAGGGGCCCAUGGGGGCCAGGAAAGCACCACCCACUCCUAAAGUUCUUUGAAAAAUAAUCCCGCCAAAGCCUGGACCACCAAGAAGGGCCUCCCCUCCUGUGCCUGGAUGCUGGUUUCUAGAAGGAAAGAAAUUGAACAGGAGCCGCCAGAAAACCCUCCUGGUGGAUGGGGGUGUCCGGAGCAAGGGCGGGGUUUGGGAAGCCCGGGCUGGCUCCUGGAUUUGCCCACUGCCCUUCCACCAAGUUUAUGGGGAAAACCUCCCCGGACGCACCUGCAGCCAGGCAGCCCUGAAGCCCAAGCAGAAGGCAGAGGAGCCUGAGGGCCUGGGAGACCAUGAUGAAAUCUCUGCAGUGCUGCCCCUGCCUGUUGACAUUCCCCAUGGGACUGACGGGCAAAGUUCUCUGCCUCCAAGGGCGACAGAGGGAUGGGGGAGGGGAGGACAGAGGCGUCCUCUGAACACCCCAGCUGAGAGCUGCACCUGGCCGGCCAGUGGCCAUUCAUCCCCUGCUGCCCAGCCACGGAGCUCAAGUGGGGGGACAGGAGAAAGGUCAGGCGACCCCAGCUGUGCUGCAGAGCGGACGGUUUUGUUGCCAGCGUGCAGGUGUUAAGGUGUGUGUGGCACCAACACUUCAAAUACGAUCUAGAAUUCCAAACCCCUAGGAUAUAGGAAUGUAAGUUGGGAAACAGAUUUAAACUGCAGAUGAAAACUUGUCCCAUAGUAAUCAUGCGAGUCAAAUCUCAAGAGUGUAUCUUGGGUGUGGAUGUAAAUAUUUGAAGAGAGCCUCCAGACCAGGCCAGCUAGGCCGUUGCCUGCAAGGGAGGCUGGUUUCUUAGGUGAGCCACAGAGCCUCACUGAGAAGUGCCGGGAAUAGGAUCAUUCUGGCCCUGAGCUAGGCACCCCCACUCCGUUUUGACUGCAGGCAGCACCCCCAUUCUCCAGCGGUCCACAUCUUACGUCUUUUUGUUUGUUUUGUUUUGUUUGUUUGAGACAGAGUCUUGCUCUGUUGCCAGGCUGGAGAGUGCACUGGUGCAAUCUCACUGCAACCUCCACCUCCCGGGUUCAAGUGAUUCUUGUGCCUCAGCCUCCUGAGUAGCUGGGACCACAGGUGCACGUCACCAUGCCUGGCUAAUUUAUAUAUAUAUAUAUAUAUAUUUUUUUUUUAGCAGAGAUGGGGUUUCACCGUGCUGACCAGGCUGGUUUCGAACUCCUGACCUCAAGUGAUCCACAUGCCUCGGCCUCCCAAAGUGCUGGGAUUACAGGCGUGAGCCACUGUGCCCGGCUGGCGGCAGUCCACGUCAUUUCUACAUGCUGUCAUGGGCCCAAGCCACAAGCUGUGGUGACUAACCACCCCAGGUUGCCCAGGGACUGAGGGUUCUCAGAAUGUGGAACUUUCCAUCCCAAAAACACUGGGGUAGACGGUCAUCCAAGCCUCCUGGGUUGCCCAGCAGGCCUGGCUGACCCCUCAAGCAGGGAGUAUCCUCCAUGUGAACAGUUGCAUUGCUGAUGACUUCUUUGGAAGCUGAUGUCCAGUUCUUCUUACGGCUGGAGGGAGGGAGGUGAUUCCUUCCCACCAGCCAAGUCUUAGCUCAGGGGUGCCUUUCAAAGCAGCCCCCAGCACCCCCAAAGCCUCCCUGCUUGCUGCUGACCUGCAUCUCAGUCCAGGGAGCAGAGCACUUGCUGAGGGGCCAACAGGGCAUGUUUUCUCUUCCACCCAGCACAGCUGAAGCCCAUCUGUGCCCCUCCAUGAUAUCGAUCCCAGGGAGAUCGCUUACAAAGUAGCUGCUCGGUCUGGAAUAAAGCUCACGUCCAGCUCAAAUCUGGUCCCCGCGGCUCUCGGCCAGCACAGCCCAAGACACCACUAAGCUGUCGACGCCAAUCUGAGCUGGCCGUGGCUGUUCCCUCCCGUGGCUCUGUGCACGCUGUCCAGUUCUAGAGAGCAGACUGCCCGCAUCCCGUGAGUUAGAAACAAGCUUUUAAAUUGCCAAACAGUGUUUCAAUGAUCUUCCCAUUGUUUUGCAAAUAUUUUGUUUGUGCUCCAUGUGUGCUGGAAAAUAACGCAGAUUUCUCUACGUUUAGGGGCAAACAGGGAUCACUUUUCAUGACAGUCAACAUUGCUGUCUGCCGACUGCCAACUUUGCUGUGUUUUGAGCUUUAUAGUCAGUGGCUUAUGAGUUCCUGAUUGCCACGCAGCCCCCUUUACUCUAUGAACUGUCCUGAAUUCCAUUUCAGGUCAUCGAUACUGCUACACCAGCUUUCUUAUGGUGUUUGUCUGUUCUGUCUUCUUUUAUUUUAAAUCUCCAAUCUAUAUAUAAUUUUGCUUGAUGGUCUCUAAGCAGUGACUUGUCACGUCUGAUCCGAUGCUCUUCCAGGCCAGCAUAACAUGAUCACGCCUGUUGUGAGUCAGACACAUCUGGGCUGUCUCUUCCGUUACAUGUUGUUUCCUGUUAACCAUGCUUUCCUCUUUCUCCACCCUUCCCUUCUUCUAUUGGAUCAAUACCCUUUCUUUAUGCUCCCUUUUCUGCUCUGGAGCAUGUCGGCUGCAUCGUGAUUCUGUAAUGGUUCCUCUACGCUUCCUCUGCUGCCUUUGCGUUUCUGACACGCACAACCUUGUUGCUAUUUUGUCAUCAUCGCCGUCUGACAGAAGAAAGCAAAGCGGUUGCUCGGUGCCUGAGCCGCACGCUGGGCCCUGCCCACUGCCGGCUUCUUUUCCGUCCGAACAAUGACUUACCAUGUGCAAGCACAGUGCACUGCAGCCCUGGAAACCCCGACCGCUGAGACGUUCUGUGUCUUGACAGACAAAGGCAGAUGGCAGGAGUUGCUGAUAUUUAUUCAAACGUCAUCCAUACAAUAAAGAACUCUGCUUUUAAAAUUCCAUUUACAUCAGCAGUUAAAAAAAAGUGACAGUGGAUGAAACAUGAAGCUGUAAAGUGCCUUUAUGGGGAGGGUCACACAAGGGCGCGCAGCUGUGCGACGAGACGGAGGCACCGCGCCUGCACAGUACAUCAGGGACAUCGCAGGACACAGCACGCGUUCCAAAUAACUUA